AUGGUACCGCCCCCAUUCCAUCCUCGUGCUCCCAUUCCCAUCUUCCUCUUCCUCGUCCUGCCUGUUACAUGUGACGCUAACUGGCGCGGCGUUCCGCAGGCGUCCGAGAAGAAGCAGUCCAACCCGAUGCGGGAGAUCAAGGUGCAGAAGCUCGUCCUCAACAUCUCCGUCGGGGAGAGCGGCGACCGUCUCACCCGCGCCGCCAAGGUGCUCGAGCAGCUCAGCGGCCAGACCCCCGUCUUCUCCAAGGGUGAGUGUGUGCUGAGGUCUUGCGGCUCCGUUUCUUGCCUUUCGCUGACGGGGGUGCGUCCUUUUGCCUGCUGCUACGUUGGUCUUGGUCUUGCAGCGAGGUACACGGUGCGGUCGUUCGGCAUCCGGCGUAACGAGAAGAUCGCCUGCUACGUCACCGUGAGGGGCGAGAAGGCCAUGCAGCUGCUUGAGAGCGGCCUCAAGGUCAAGGAGUACGAGCUGCUCAGGAGGAACUUCAGCGACACCGGGUGCUUCGGAUUCGGCAUCCAGGAGCACAUCGACCUUGGUAUCAAGUAUGAUCCAUCAACAGGCAUUUAUGGAAUGGACUUCUACGUCGUGCUCGAGCGUGCUGGCUACCGUGUUGCGCGCCGCAGGAGGUGCAAGUCCCGUGUCGGGAUUCAGCACAGGGUGACCAAGGAGGACUCCAUGAAGUGGUUCCAGGUCAAGUACGAAGGCGUCAUCCUCAACAAGGCUCAGGCCAACACGUCUUAA
This is a messenger RNA of Miscanthus lutarioriparius, 741 nucleotides long. The record is from the annotation of a GenBank genome assembly. NCBI's taxonomy places the organism in Eukaryota, Viridiplantae, Streptophyta, Magnoliopsida, Poales, Poaceae.